Papilio xuthus (Asian swallowtail) is the source of this 1547-nucleotide messenger RNA. RefSeq lists its product as uncharacterized. Lineage: Eukaryota; Metazoa; Arthropoda; Insecta; Lepidoptera; Papilionidae. The transcript is spliced from 2 exons. The record is from RefSeq and is a predicted model, not a curated record. Bases 184 to 1392 code for a protein of 402 amino acids.
UUUAUAACCGAUUCUACUCAACAUCUCUAGUGGAUUGUCAAAUGAAUUGUCAAACUGAUGACCCUCAAAACAAAAUUUGUAACCGCAAAACAAAAUAAGACAUUAUUAUUAUAAGCAAGAUGUUUUAUCAUUAGUGUUCUUUUGUAUGUUUUCGACAGGACUAUCUCGAAACAGUAUAAUAAAAUGGAUUCAGCUGACGAAGAAGAAUUAUUAUUCUUAAGUAUCAGUAUUGCCUAUAUACAACAAAGAAGGAAACCCAGAUUAUGGGUGCGUAACUUUUUCAAGAAAAGGGAAACCCAUGGUGUUUGCAGUUCUCUUUACAAUGAUUUAGUUAUUCAAGAUGCACUCGGCUAUAAAAAUACUUUACGAAUGUCGCCAGAAGAUUUGGAAAUAUUAUUGCAAAAAGUAUCUCCAAAAAUAACAAAACAUGACACAAAUUUUAGACAGGCUAUUUCACCAAAGGACCAGUUGUUAGUGACUCUACGUUAUCUAGCAACUGGAGACACAUAUACAGCUUUGAUGUUAAUAAGCAGAAUCUCAAAAACUAAAAUAAGUGUAUUUGUACCUGAGGUUUGUAAAGCUAUUGUUCAGGUGCUAGCAGACUAUAUCAAAAUGCCAACAACUGCAGAGGGAUGGGAGGAUGUUGCCCAAAAUUUUAAGUUAAAAUGGAAUUUACCUCACUGCAUAGGUCAUCUAGAUGGCAGGCAUAUAGAGAUGAUAAGACCAAAGAAUGGGAAUGAUUAUCUUAAUUAUAGAAAAAAUUUUAGCAUUGUGCUCUUAGGUCUAGUUGAUGCUAAUUAUAAUUUCCUAUAUGUAGAUGUUGGAACACCAGGUAAAAUAUCAGACAGUGAAGUGUUUAAUAGUACUAACUUAUGCAGAUCAUUACAAAAUAAUACAUUAAAUUUGCCACCGCCCAAACCAUUACCAGGUAGGACCCAACCUUCCCCUUAUGUUAUAGUUGGUGAUGAUGCAUUUGCACUUAGCAAACAUUUAUUAAAACCUUAUUCAUAUUAUCAGAUAAAUGGCCACCCAGAGAAGAUGUUCAACUACAGGUUAAAUAGGGGUAGAGUGGUUGUAGAAAAUGCUUUUGGCAUUCUUUCUGCACGAUUUCGAGUACUCCGUCAAUCUAUUCUAGUUUCCCCCCCAAAAGCUUCUACAAUUGCACUAGCUUGUGUAUAUUUGCACAACUUUUUAAGGAAAAGUGAAAAGUCACACUAUUUGUAUACACCACCUGGAUCUCUAGACGAAAUGAAUCCAGUCAGUGGAGAAAUCACAUUAGGAACCUGGCGAGAUAGAAAUCAAGGCAUGAUUUCUCUACAAAGAGUACCAAGCAUGGAUUGUGCUGAAGGAGUUGCAGUGCGUGAAGAGUUUAAAGCCUUUUUUAUGACAUAGAAAGUUGCAGUUUUAAAUCAGCAAUGUGCUUCAGAAUGUAUCAAUGUUCAAUGAAGCAAGAUAUGGUCAAGCUGUUAUUUAUUUAUAUGAAAUUUUUUGAAGUAAUUUUCUAUUAUUGUCCUGUUAUAUAUAAUAGCCUAAUUAUUUUUAAUAAA